This is a messenger RNA of Harpia harpyja (harpy eagle), 2654 nucleotides long. Its product is annotated as cytosolic purine 5'-nucleotidase-like. The record is from RefSeq and is a predicted model, not a curated record. Gene Ontology annotation, molecular function: 5'-nucleotidase activity. The transcript is spliced from 17 exons. NCBI's taxonomy places the organism in Eukaryota, Metazoa, Chordata, Aves, Accipitriformes, Accipitridae. Bases 47 to 1759 code for a protein of 570 amino acids.
CCGUUAAAGCGGCGGCGGCCAGAGGCGGCGGCCGGAGGCGGCGGCGAUGGGCAGCGAGGGGGAGCGGGGUCCGGCGGCGGCCCCAGGCCCGGGCGACCCGCGGGCGCUGCGGAGGGACUGCCAGCACCGGAUCUUCGUCAACCGGAGCCUGGCACUGGAGAAGAUCAAAUGCUUCGGCUUCGACAUGGACUACACCUUGGCCAUGUACAAGUCCCCUGACUACGAGGAGCUGGCCUUCGCCCUGCUGCUGGAGCACCUCGUCUCCAUUGGGUACCCCCACGAGAUCCUCGCCUACAAGUACGACCCCACCUUCCCCACACGGGGGCUGGUGUUCGAUGCCCUGUACGGGAACCUGCUGAAGGUGGACUCCCACGGGAACCUGCUGGUCUGCGCCCACGGCUUCCGCUUCCUUAAGGGGGCCGAAAUCCUCCACUAUUACCCCAACAAGUUCAUCCAGCGGGACGACAUGAAGCGCUUCCACAUCCUCAACACCCUCUUCAACCUCACAGCCCCCUCCCCGGCAGAGGCCCACCUCUACGCCUGUCUCGUGGACUUCUUCACCAACUGCUCCAGAUACGUCAACUGUGACACCGGCUACAAGCAUGGAAACCUCUUCAUGUCCUUCCGCAGCAUGUUCCAGGAUGUGCGCGAGGCCAUGGACAGUGUCCACCUCUCGGGCUGCUUGAAGGAGAAGACAUUGGAGAACCUGGAGAAAUACGUGGUGAAGGACCCCCGGGUGCCGCUGCUGCUGAGCCGCAUGAAGGAGGUGGGGAAGGUCUUUCUGGCCACCAACAGCGACUAUAACUACACCGACGCCAUCAUGUCCUACCUGUUUGACUUCAGCGAUGGACGCAAGCAGGCCGAGACCCCGCAGCGCCCCUGGCGAUCCUAUUUUGACCUCAUCGUGGUGGACACCCGCAAGCCACUCUUCUUCGCCGAGGGCACUGUCCUGCGCCAAGUCAACACGGAUACGGGGAAGCUGCGCAUUGGGACAUACACUGGCCCGCUCCAGCACUGCGCUGUCUACUCCGGCGGCUCCUCGGACGUGGUGUGUGACCUGCUGGGCGUGAAGGGCAAAGACAUCCUCUACAUGGGGGACCACAUCUUCGGGGACAUCCUCAAGUCCAAGAAGCGGCAGGGCUGGCGUACCUUCCUGGUGGUGCCAGAGCUGGCCCGCGAGCUGCAGGUCUGGACGGAGAAGAGCGAGCUGUUUGAGGAGCUGCGGAGCCUGGACCUUUUCCUGGCGGAGCUGUACCAGCACUUGGACAGUGGCAGCAGCGAGCGCCCGGACAUCAGCUCCAUCAAGCGUCGGAUCCAGAAAGUCACGCACGAGAUGGACAUGUGCUACGGGAAGAUGGGCAGCCUCUUCCGCUGCGGCUCACGCCAGACGCUCUUCGCCAACCAGCUGAUGCGCUACGCAGACCUCUACGCCGCCUCGUUCAUCAACUUCCUCUACUACCCCUUCAGCUACCUCUUCCGAGCACCCCCUGUCCUGAUGGCACAUGAGUCGACGGUGGAGCACGGCCGCCUGGACGCGGGGGAGGCAGGCACGACCCUGGCACCCUGGCUGGCCCAGCAUGGCCACCCCGGCCAGCAGGUGGGUGGCAGGGGACCGAGGAGCAGAAGGGCAGAGGAGUCCCAGCACCAGCAACCCGAUGCCAGUGGAGUCCUGUGCCCACUGAGCCCCCCACCUCCUUCUCAGGUUGCUGGGGUACGCCGGGACUCCAGCGGGGAGGAGGAGGAUGACGGAGAAGCCUGAGCCCACCCCAGCGCCAACGGCUGCUGAGCUGGCAGCAGCCAGCCCCCGCAGGGCAUUCGGUGGCCCCGGACCACUUGUGCUGCCAGCCCGAAGCCACCCGUGGUCAGCUACCACCUCCAGUGGCCACAGGACAGCUGGUGGCCCGGGCCCAUGCCCCAUGUCACGCCUCUCCCCGUGCAGCAUUGCCCUUCUCCCGACUGUGCCAGGAGCUGGGAGAAGGGCCCCCCAGAGCCCACGGGCUGCCCGGUGCCCCCACUUUCACUCAUGGGUCCCCUCACCAGCAUCAGCUGCUUCUCCCAGCCAGCUCGACGCCAGCCUGGGGCCGCCCAAUGCCAGGGAGAGCCGGCAGCGCUGCUGCCGCGGGUAUCGCUGGAAACCUGCUUUGCACGGAUCGGUGGUCCCAGCAGCCCCUGCCCCUCCAGCUUCAGUGCCUGGCCCAGGCACCACGGCGCUGGGGCCUGGCUCCCGGUGGAGGUGGGUGGAUGUUGCUCAAGCACAGAAGGGCUCUGGAGGCAACUGCUGCUCCCUGGGAAUCCCUUUUACUCGCUAUUACCCUCUUCUGUUUUCUACCCAUUUCUAUUUAUAAAAGAUACUCAAACUCCUGGCACUGCAGAGACAUAAAAUUGGCUAUUUUAAAGGAAAACUGCUUUGCCCCUGAGCCUGGGAGGUGGGGGCAAAGGGCAAUUCCCAAAUCCUCAGCCAGCAGCUGGGACAAGUGCAAGGCCCUGGGCGGAGGGUGGCAGCCCCGAGACACCCCCCGCUCUGCCGGCACUGUCCUGCACACCAGAGGAGGGGGCCGGGCCUGCCACCCUCCCCAGACCCGCGCCGGGAAUUCCAGCUCCUGCUCUAAGACUUCUUCCAGCAUCGAGGUUUCUCAAUAAAGAUGCUGACCCAA